Darwinula stevensoni is the source of this 1308-nucleotide messenger RNA. NCBI's taxonomy places the organism in Eukaryota, Metazoa, Arthropoda, Ostracoda, Podocopida, Darwinulidae. The record is from the annotation of a GenBank genome assembly.
AUGCGAACGAAGAACCGUAAUCAGCGAGAGGAAGACUCUAUCCGAUUACCUGGACGCAUGACUCGAAUCGCGUUGAGAAAAGGAGGCAUAGGAUUGGAAGAUCCGGCAAUCGAUCCCUGGAAGAUGGAAGACCUGGCGCUGAGAUCCACCUUGCUCUUGGAAAAUCCACCACCCGAAGACGACAACGAAGCAGUCGGGAAGGAAGACGACGGCGAUUUCCCUGGCACCACGCCCAUAUUAUGGAAGCCUCCAUUAGCCGAAUUGGAGCGACGACUAGAAGAGCAGGACAGGAGAUCCAUCAUCGUUGAUCCUCUUCGAAUCCCUGUCCUCCAAGGACGAGGCCCUCCAUGGGCCAAGAGGAGGAGGAGGAAACGCGGCGAGAAGGGCAAGAGAAGCACGGCCUGCAUGAGGCGAUGCAUGACCCAGGGUCUCCUUCAUCCCGCCCAAUGCCAUUCCCUCUGCUAAUCUCUCCUUUUCCACCCAUUCGGAUGGACGAGGAGAGACACCUGAGUUGUGGGACGCAGUCAGGUCAUGUACUCGUGACCUUUAACCCCAUUCUGAGUGAGUCAUUCCUAGAGGAGUUCACGUGCAAUACAUCCUUUGGUUUCCGCUCCGAGACGGAUUCGUCAUACCUGUGUUAUUUCCCACGUCUCCUCCGUAAAAAAAAAAAAUUUUUCGAACGGGUUCGAUGAUCUGGAUAACAGCGUGAAGACAUUGCCGUUGACUGCUUUAUUUAUGACAUGUUGGCGUGAAUUAUUUAUGGAUGCUCUGACGCAUGUUCUCGAUGUCACUGUUGUAUAAAGAAAGAAAAAAAAAGCAGUUUCUCUCAUCUCCCUGGGGGAAAGUCUUCCCAAAAGCUCCUCAGAUCUUCAGAAAGGGGAAGUGUCUUGGUCUCCAAACUGUCUCAUCUGUUUUUGCUCCUCUGAUUCUUUUGAAAAAUUUCAAAGAGGCUUCUCUUCUCUGUAUGUGUAAUAAUUGCAUCCUGUAGCAAAUUUAUUUUCCGCUUUGGAAUUAGAUCUUGCUUCCGUCUCUCUGUGUCCUGCAGCGUCCAUUCGAAGAAAUACACGAGUCGAUAUUUUAUUUUCCAUCACGAGCUUUGGCUUCUAUCUUCACGCGACACUGCACCCUUUCGAUUCUUCUUUUGUUUUUUUCCGUCUGAGCUUGAGUUUGUCCAGUAGUCAUGUAUUGAAAAUUUUAUGGGAGAAGCGGAAAAUUUCCAAAAUUUUUCUCUUUCUGUCCAAUCGUAGCUUGAACAUCGUUUUCGCCCGACGUUAUUGACAUUAGUACAAGAUCUGAAUAAAUUGCCGC